Messenger RNA from Acanthochromis polyacanthus (spiny chromis), 1222 nucleotides. Its product is annotated as cytokine receptor common subunit gamma-like. The coding region runs from base 16 to 798 and encodes 260 amino acids. The record is from RefSeq and is a predicted model, not a curated record. The transcript has 7 exons. Gene Ontology annotation, biological process: cytokine-mediated signaling pathway. NCBI's taxonomy places the organism in Eukaryota, Metazoa, Chordata, Actinopteri, Pomacentridae. Gene Ontology annotation, molecular function: protein binding; cytokine receptor activity. Gene Ontology annotation, cellular component: external side of plasma membrane.
AGUCGAUAGCAGCCAAUGACACACAGAUGUAGAAGUUCUCCUAACAUUCUGUUUCUGUCCCCAACCAUGUCGACUUCACUGCUUCUGUUUCUCUGCCUGGUCGGACAUGCGUUUGCCGAAAAGCCUCCAGAUGUGGAUUGUUUGGUGGUGCAUCUGCAACAUGUUCACUGUUCCUGGAAUCAAAAGCGGGCUCCAGAAGUCAAUUACACCUUCUCCAGCUGGUUCCAUCAUGAAAAGGAAAAGGAGUGCGCCACCUAUCUGUCAGAGAAUGGUGUGAUCACUGGAUGCUACCAGCCCUAUCAGGAAACCAAAAGAUUCAACUCAUUUUACACAACACUAGUCCAUGGCAACAAAACUUUUCUCAAGACACAUGAACUCAAAAAUAAAGUCAAGUUAAAUCCACCAAGCAACGUGACUGUGAAGAAUGGAUCUGACUCCAACCUGUGGUUUUACUGGAACCAGACUAAAUCCCAGUGUGUGGAGAGUGAAGUCCGCUACAAGAUAAACGACAGGACGGAGCAGCGUUUUCCGGUCAGUAAUGGGGUUCAGAGCUACGGCAUCAACUUGCCCUCCAGUUCCUCCCGAUAUGAGCUGCAAGUGCGGAGCAGAGUGGAUGACACCUGUGGACAGUCUAUCUUCUGGAGCGACUGGAGUGAGCCUGUGGUCUGGGGAUCCAACAGCCACACAGUUUCUGUUUUUUCUAGGGCUUCAGCCUGCCAGGAAGCUGGGUUCUAUCGAUGUUCACUUUGCCGCUGGUUACCUCCUUCCUUAGCUGGUCUACUUGUUCUUUGUCUUUGAGGGAGGCAUCAUACCAUUGGCCUACUAGGCUUUUCACAGGUUCAGAAUCAUCAUCAUCCCUGUGAUUCCCAAGCCAUUUCCUUCUCCAUCGCAUCGAAUGAACCAGAAGAGCCAUCCUUUUUUAUCUUUCACUUUUACAGCCUAACCUAAGCAGCAGCAGCAAGGUUUUAUUUAGGAGUUUACUAGGUGUCUAAAUAAAGGCCGAGCUUGUCAAAAGUCUGACACAUCUGCUGCUUGAAAUGCAAGGAUCAGAAAAUUGAUAAAUUGUAUCAUGUAUAAAAAUCGAUCUAUAGUCUAGUGCUUAAAUUUAUUAUUCUUGCUGUCACUACCCUAAAUUAACAGUACUGCUGAUUACUAAAGUAUUUUUAUGUUUCUGUAAUGGUUUACUUAACAUCUGUAAACAAAACAAAAACGUAUCAACAAA